Messenger RNA from Solea senegalensis (Senegalese sole), 3981 nucleotides. RefSeq names its product tenascin N (gene tnn). Lineage: Eukaryota; Metazoa; Chordata; Actinopteri; Pleuronectiformes; Soleidae. Gene Ontology annotation, molecular function: protein binding. The record is from RefSeq and is a predicted model, not a curated record. The transcript has 19 exons. Bases 163 to 3519 code for a protein of 1118 amino acids.
GGGGGUAGAGCAAAAGUCAGUGGCAGUGUGGAGGUCUUUGAGUCACUGGGCCCAGUCUGUCAACAGGUGGCAGAGGGAGAGUGACGCUCAUUUCUUCACAAGAAAGAGAGAAAGAAGGUAGAGGAGGAGAAAACUUGAGAAAACCCUCAAGGUCCUACAGCCAUGACCACUAGACUCCUGUGGAGGGCCCUGUGCCUGUUGGCGCUACACUGCACCAUCUCACUCUUCAGCUACGCCGACAACCUCUCAGAAGCCUCAGAGCAGGGAGUCACCUUCAGCCAUGUCUAUAAAAUUGACAUCCCUGGGAGCUCUAACUGUAAAGUGGAACAACUGCCAACCCAGGAUGACACAGGUCUACAGACAGAUCCCAGUGCAAAAGGAGAGAAUGAUAUCGUCUUCAGACACAACAUCAGGCUACAGACACCCAAGUGUGACUGUGCGGAGUCUGAAAGCUUCCUGUCUUUGUUGUACAGAGUCAAUGGGCUGGAGGAAGAAGUUAACUACCUAAAGACCCAGUGUGCUCAGGGCUUGUGUGGAAAAAGUUGUGCUGCAGGUGCGGACACAAGCUGCAGUGGUCAUGGCAUCUACCAACACGACACCUGCAGUUGCCUCUGUUAUCCAGGAUGGGAGGGCCCCGAUUGCUCGGUGUCCUCCUGUCCAGAUGAGUGCAAUGACAACGGCCGAUGUGUGGGCGGGAAGUGUGUGUGUCACCAAGGCUACGCGGGAGACGACUGCAGCCAGAUCACGUGUCCAGACAAUUGCAAUGACAAGGGACACUGCGUGGAUGGAAAAUGUGUGUGUUUCCCACACUUCACUGGUGAGGACUGCAGCAUACCCAAGUGUCCCAACGACUGCAUCGGUAACGGCCAGUGUGUUAAUGGCCAGUGCAUCUGUGAUGAAGGCUUUUAUGGAGAGGACUGUUCUUUAGUCUUUGGCCCUCAGGGACUGCGAGUGGUCCAGGUCACUGAUGUCUCUCUCCUGGUUGAGUGGAAGUCUGUUCGUGGCGCAGAAUAUUACGUUCUGACAUAUCAUCCCAAGGGUGACACGAGUGCCUCAGAGCUGGUUCGGAUCCCCAACACAGAGAACUCCCACCUGAUCACAGGUCUGACUCCUGGAGUCACCUACAUCGCCCAGGUGUACGCUGUCAUCAAAGAAAUCCAAAGUGAAGCAGACAAGAUUGAGGCUACCACAGGUGUUUCUGCUAUCGAUGAUGUUCAGGUUCUUGGCCAGACGGAAGUCUCUAUCCAGGUGGACUGGAGGAACCCACCAGGAGACGUGGAUCACUUCAGGCUCACACACAUGGACCCAGAGGGACAGGAGGAGGAGCUGAACGUGCAAAGUAGCCAGGAGGCUCGCACUAAGCACACUAUUGUGGGUCUGUACCCAGGAACAGAAUACCUGAUCUCAGUGCAGGCCAUCAAAGGAACAACGGAGGGGAAACCAUCCUCUAUCACUGGUGCCACAGACUUUGAUGCUCCAACAAACCUUAUCACCACUGAGGUAACAGAGGACACUGUGACAGUCUCAUGGGAUCGAGUCCAGGCAGAAAUUGAGGGCUACAUGCUGAGCUACACCUCAGCUGCAGGCUCCAGUUCAGAGAUAUUUGUCGGCCGUGAUAGUACUUCAUACAGGCUGAUUGGAUUAAAGCCUGGAGUUCUCCACAAAGUCUACAUCUGGGCCUUCAAGGGAGACAAAGUCAGCAGGAAGAGUUCAACAGAAGCUGAAACAGAGCUGGAUGCCCCUACUAACGCCUUGGCCCAUGAUGAGACAGAGUCCAGUUUCAGGGUGUCCUGGGAUCAUGCUUGGGCAGACAUUGAUGGCUAUGUGCUAAGCUACAGCUCUUCUGAGGGUUCGAGGGCAGAAAUCCCACUGGGACCUGACAGUUCUUCUUACACGCUGACUGGCCUGAAACCAGGAGUUCUCUACACCGUCCCCAUCUGGGCCAUCAAGGGUGACAAAGUCAGCAGGAAAAUCUCAACACAAGCUGAGACAGAAUUGGAUGCUCCUGCUAACCUCUUAGCCCAGGAUGAGACAGAGUCCAGUUUCAGCCUGUCAUGGGAUCCGGUCCAGGCACAAAUUGAUGGCUACAUCCUCGCCUACAGCUCUUCUCAGGGCUCUAGUGUGGAAAUACCUGUGGGGCCUGACAGGACAUCUUACAGUGUGACUGGCUUAAGGCCAGGAGACCUCUACACUGUGUACAUCUGGGCCAUCAAGGGGAACAAAGCUAGCAAGAAGACCUCGACGCAAGCACAGACAGAACUGGAUGCUCCUUCUAACCUCUUAGCUCGAGAUGAAACAGAGUCCAGCUUCAGAGUGUCCUGGGAUCCCGUCCAGGCAGAAAUUGAUGGCUACAUCUUAACCUACAGCUCCUCUGAAGACUCUAGUGAAGAAAUCCCAGUCGGGUCUGACAGCACCUCUUAUACGCUGACUGGCCUGAGGCCUGCAGUUCUCUACACUGUCUACAUCUGGGCUUUUAAGGGAGAAAAAGCCAGCAAGAAGAUCUCUACAAAAGCUGAGACAGAUAUUGAUGCUCCCAAAGACCUGAAGGCUACUGGUGUGCAAGUGGAGUCUGCUUUAUUGACGUGGAUCGCUCCUCUGGCUGACAUCGAUGGUUACAUCCUCACAUACAGAGACGAGGAUGGCAACAUGGAGAGUGUCGAAACGCAGCUUCGAGCCAGUGAGAGCACGUUUGCCGUUUCCAGUCUGGAGACUGGCAAACGCUACAUUGUGAGCAUCAUCGCUUAUCGAGGCAACAAAAGGAGCAAAGUCGCCGAGACCCUCUUCAAAACAGUUGGCGUCCUCUACCCAUUCCCCAUGGACUGCAUGCAGAUCAUGAAGAAUGGCAACAAGAAGAGCGGCAUCUACACCGUUUACAUUAACAAUGACCGCUCCAAACCAGUAGAGGCUUACUGUGACAUGGACACUGAUGGAGGUGGCUGGCUGGUGCUCCAGCGCCGCACCACUGGCAAGCUGGACUUCAUGAAGCGCUGGAGGCAGUACAUUGCAGGUUUUGGCAACAUGACAGAUGAGUUCUGGAUCGGUCUGGAUAAAAUAUAUGAGCUCACGAACACUCCCACUCAAUAUGAGGUGCGGUUUGACUUGGGCCUGGGCUCAGAGAGGGCCUAUGCUGUUUAUGACAACUUUAGGAUUGCUUCGGUCAGGCAGAAGUUCAAACUCACUAUUGGAAAAUACAGCGGGACAGCAGGUGAUGCUAUGACCUACCAUCAAGACCGAUCCUGGACUACUAUUGACUCAGAUAAUGACUUGGCUCUGGGGAACUGUGCCCUGACUCACCGCGGUGCCUGGUGGUACAAAAACUGUCACCUGGCCAACCUGAACGGCAAAUGGGGCGACAACAGGCACAGUUUGGGCGUGAAUUGGGAGCCAUGGAAGGGCCAUCUGACGACCCUCGACUUCACAGAGAUGAAGAUCCGACCUGUGGGAGCCUUGUCCAGCAGGAAGAGGCGAUCAUUGUUGGCCAGAGAGAAAAGCAGAAGUAUGAACCUCAAAAAGAAUUAGAACAGUAGUUUCUUGUGAAACCACAACAGCUGUCUUUAGCCACAUUAACCUGCCAUCACACUAGACUGGAAUAAAUCUACUCUUUUUAACGUAGCUUUGGUUCAGUGCUCACACAGGAUCCCCUCUGGUCUUCAUGCCUCUCAACAGUAUGCACACCUUUUCAUUGGGUGUGGGGCAUUGACUUGCAAAUAACAUUCGGGUUCAGUGUGCCUGUGGGGAGACGGCAAAUGUGAAACGUCCUUUGAGUUGAUAUGAAGUGAACAUGUAUUUUUUAGAGAAACAAGUCCUGUUUUGCUGAUCCUGAUUCAAACAUCAAGCAUAAAUCAGGAAACACAGCCCAGGACAUUUGUAUUAUAUUUGUUAGUAUUUGUUGAAAUCAUGUUUUUUUUUUGAAUAAUGUGUGUAGCAACUUAGCCUGUGUAUAAGAGUAUUGUCCUAGUAACAUAAAUAUUUGAAACAGUA